UGACUGGAAGGGACCUCAGGAGAUCAUCUAGUCCAAAGCAGGACUCUUGUAGACAUAGGUUAUAGAAAAUAUAGUAGCACUCACAGGAAGGAAACCUUGUCUGUAAAUUGCGUACAUACUUGAUACAUCAACUUUCUAAUAGUAGUAUCUCAAUUUUUUUAACGAUUUCUUUAACUUGGGGCAAUUUAUUCUUUUCCACUAAAAAGCUACCAGUAGCCUAGCAGCUACUAACAGUGGAAAUUUUAAUUCCAACAAUUUGCAAUAUUUGCUUACAGAUCACAAUCCAGUACACUUUAAUAAUGGACAUGUCUACCACAUACACAUAAAAUCACCUGUUUCUGAAUAAUUUCUCCAACAUUUAUACCCACCCAAUCUGUCUUUUGUUUAAUCUUACUGAUAUGAGGUACUACAAAUCAGUCUUUCUGGCCCUCUUUUUUUCAAAUCCGAGCCCACUCACCCAGGGUUAUUUGUCUACUCAGCUCCUUUUCUCAUAAAAUAAUAUAUAAUAUAUGAUCAUUUUGUUGUCAAAACUGAUUAUUAAUUAGAUUUUUUUGUUUCUAAUAACUUUUUGUAUAGAAGUUUCUUUAGAAAGUUGAAACAUAUUGCCAAGGUACUGGUUCAGUUAAAGUUAGUUUUGAUACACUGUUAAAUUAUCUAGUGCUUUGAUAACAUGUUUGUCACCUCCAAGCUGUGAUGUAUUAAUGCUUUAUGAAAACUCUUCUACAAUAGGUGUAUUUUUCUUCUCUAGGUUUGCCCAAGACCCUAUGUGCCUGACAUUUUCUUUGAUCAUCUUUUGUUCGCUAGCCUGAAAAUACAGCUUUAAAAAGGAUUCCAGACAUAUUUGAUCUGCCAGAAAAAGCUGUUCCAAAUGGACAAUAUGUCUAUUACUAACACACCAACAAGUAAUGAUGCUUGUCUGAGCAUUGUUCACAGCUUGAUGUGCCAUCGGCAAGGUGGAGAGAGUGAAACAUUUGCAAAACGAGCAAUUGAAAGCUUAGUUAAAAAGCUAAAGGAGAAAAAAGAUGAAUUGGAUUCUUUGAUUACAGCUAUAACUACAAAUGGAGCUCAUCCUAGUAAAUGUGUUACGAUACAGAGAACAUUGGAUGGAAGGCUUCAGGUGGCUGGUCGUAAAGGGUUCCCUCAUGUGAUCUAUGCUCGUCUUUGGAGAUGGCCUGAUCUUCACAAAAAUGAACUCAAGCAUGUUAAAUAUUGUCAGUAUGCUUUUGACCUAAAAUGUGACAGUGUCUGUGUGAAUCCUUACCAUUAUGAGCGAGUAGUGUCACCUGGCAUUGAUCUUUCAGGACUGACAUUGCAGAGUUCUGCUCCAUCAAGUAUGUUGGUGAAAGAUGAAUAUGUUCAUGACUUCGAGGGACAGUCAUUAUCUACAGCUGAAGGCCAUUCGGUCCAGACCAUCCAGCAUCCACCAAGUAACAGGGCUUCUACUGAGACUUACAGCACCCCAGCUAUGUUAGCUCCUACUGAGUCUAGCACUACCAGCACCACUAACUUUCCCAACAUUCCGGUGGCUUCCACAAGUCAGCCAACCAGUAUAUUGACAGGUAGCCAUAGUGAUGGACUCUUACAGAUUGCUUCAGGGCCUCAGCCAGGAACGCAGCAGAAUGGGUUUACAGCUCAGCCAGCUACUUACCAUCACAAUAGUACAACAACUUGGACUGGAAGUCGAACGGCAGCCUACACACCUACUAUACCUCACCACCAGAAUGGACAUCUUCAACAUCACCCACCUAUGCCCCAUCCUGGACAUUACUGGCCAGUUCACAAUGAACUUGCAUUCCAGCCUCCUAUAUCAAAUCAUCCUGCUCCGGAGUACUGGUGUUCAAUUGCUUACUUUGAAAUGGAUGUGCAGGUUGGGGAGACAUUUAAAGUCCCUUCAAGUUGUCCAGUUGUUACUGUUGAUGGAUAUGUAGACCCUUCUGGAGGAGACCGCUUUUGCCUGGGCCAGCUUUCUAAUGUACACAGAACAGAAGCCAUUGAAAGAGCAAGGUUGCACAUAGGUAAAGGGGUGCAGUUGGAAUGUAAAGGUGAAGGCGACGUGUGGGUUAGGUGCCUCAGUGACCAUGCAGUCUUCGUCCAGAGUUACUACUUGGAUAGAGAAGCAGGGCGUGCACCAGGAGAUGCAGUUCACAAGAUUUACCCAAGUGCAUAUAUAAAGGUGUUUGAUUUACGCCAAUGUCAUCGUCAGAUGCAGCAGCAGGCUGCCACUGCACAAGCUGCAGCUGCUGCCCAGGCUGCAGCAGUAGCUGGAAACAUCCCUGGACCAGGAUCAGUAGGUGGAAUAGCCCCAGCUAUCAGUUUGUCAGCUGCUGCUGGAAUCGGCGUAGAUGAUCUUCGCCGCUUAUGCAUACUCAGGAUGAGUUUUGUGAAAGGUUGGGGACCUGAUUACCCAAGACAGAGCAUCAAAGAAACACCCUGUUGGAUUGAAAUUCAUUUACACCGGGCCCUCCAGCUUCUAGAUGAAGUACUUCAUACCAUGCCUAUUGCAGACCCCCAACCUCUGGACUGAGAUCCCUCUGCGCACUGCUGUGGGCCAUUAUAUUGUCGGGAUGGUGGAUUGUAAAAUACAAUUCUGUUUAUAACCUGAAGAGAUAUUUUACUUUUGUUCUGCUUAAUCUUUUAAAACCAGGUUUUAAAAAUGUGUUUGCCUUCUUGCUCUUAGCAGAAAGAAACUGAACAUGCAGAAAUUGGAUUUCAGGUUACUUUUUCAGAACUUUACGGUCACAACAGGUGGCUCCGGGCUUAAAGUAAAGCUCAUAUGGAUACUUUCAAAGGGAUUGAACACAGUACUGGUAACUCUAUUAUGGCAACUUGCUGAUAAGCCUCAUGAGACCCUUUUGUAUGCAGAAUACGUAUAUAUUAUAUAUAUUUAUAUCUGAAAAUUCUUUCUAAUCACCAUAAACAUUUACCUUAAAACAACUUUUAAAGUUACUGAAAUCUUGCAUUUAAUUCUUUUAGGGAACAAAUUGUUAGCAACAGAGAUUGCUUUAUCUCGAUGAAUAUCUUGCUGUGAUUUUCCAGAUUGAAGGGUACAAACCGCCAAAAAUGAGGAAUAUGUUGUUGUUGGUAAUAAUUAAAAAUAGCCUGGAAAAAGAAAUGUUUCUUUUCCUUUACUAUAUUUUAAAAGGAUAUCUUAAAUUUUUAUUUAUAUAGGCACACAAUUUUUAAAACACUAACAGGAGUGGAUACUUUCAGUGCUGGCACUCAGUUUAAAUAUAACAUGAAAUAGCCAAUCUGUAAAAUUGCCAAUUAAAUGACAUAAUGAAUAUCCUAAUGGCAGGAACAUAUUUUCAUAACUACUGCUGACUUCUGUGAUCUAAAUACCAAGGAAAAAAAGUCAGACUUGGCAUUUGUCUAACAUGGGUAGCUUGAUUGUUUAUACUUAAUUUGAAAAGUGAUAACUUGCAUAUACCAUUAAAUCACGUAUAUUAUGACAUCAGUAUUUAGGAUCCAGUUUUUGUAUCUGUUCACCAUUUCCACUCAGGGCAAGAUGACAAACUUGUUUUUAUACCUCUUGGUUAUUUUAAGCCUGAUGCCAUCAAUGACCUCAUCAAUUGGCAAUGACUUUGUAUAGAGAAUUUAAAGUAGAAAAACUUGCAAAUGUAUUGACUGUACGACAGUUACAAUAUGUAUGCUUUCUCUCUAGUGAAUAGUAUAAAUAAAAUUCUGAAAACCCCAA
This is a messenger RNA of Terrapene triunguis (Three-toed box turtle), 3694 nucleotides long. RefSeq names its product SMAD family member 4 (gene SMAD4). The record is from RefSeq and is a predicted model, not a curated record. Gene Ontology annotation, cellular component: heteromeric SMAD protein complex. The transcript has 11 exons. Lineage: Eukaryota; Metazoa; Chordata; Testudines; Emydidae. Bases 869 to 2524 code for a protein of 551 amino acids. Gene Ontology annotation, biological process: regulation of transcription by RNA polymerase II; SMAD protein signal transduction; anatomical structure morphogenesis. Gene Ontology annotation, molecular function: RNA polymerase II cis-regulatory region sequence-specific DNA binding; I-SMAD binding; DNA-binding transcription factor activity, RNA polymerase II-specific.